Messenger RNA from Dinoponera quadriceps, 3567 nucleotides. RefSeq names its product fork head domain-containing protein crocodile-like (gene croc). The record is from RefSeq and is a predicted model, not a curated record. Gene Ontology annotation, biological process: regulation of transcription by RNA polymerase II; cell differentiation; anatomical structure morphogenesis. Lineage: Eukaryota; Metazoa; Arthropoda; Insecta; Hymenoptera; Formicidae. Gene Ontology annotation, molecular function: DNA-binding transcription factor activity, RNA polymerase II-specific; RNA polymerase II cis-regulatory region sequence-specific DNA binding. The transcript has 2 exons. The coding region runs from base 347 to 1762 and encodes 471 amino acids.
CCUGUUGUGUAUCAUAAUACGCGUGCACGCGGGUUUACGGGGUUAGCGUGCGUCGACCGACCGAUCACUCAAUGCACCUUCUUCUUCGCGUCUUCUGCGUCGGUACGCCAAGACCGAAAGUAUCCCUGCGAUACUAAAUAGCAGGUAGGCGCGCGCGCGCGCGCGCGCCGGCGGCCGGGCUGGCUGCGCGAUCGGACGAUCGAUCUAUCGAUGAUCGCAGCGAUGCAGUGACGAGUGCGCGUGCUCCGAGUGAUUACGGAUAUUAAGUCGCGCGCAAAGAAGCCCGAUAAUAUUAUCACAGGAGAGUGUCCUCCGAGUGCCUGACCGGGAUUAAUCAAUCGACGAGAUGCACACGCUCUUCGGCGAACAGAACGCGUACUAUCGGCACCCGACGGCGGUGCCGGUGGGCAUGGGCACGCCGUCGUACCCUGGUGCCGCGCCCGGCUACUACGAUCAGUAUCGCUACGGCGGCUACGCGACGGCCGCGGGUUACCCGGUCUCGGGUAUCGGCCAGCAGCACAUCCAUCACGCCGGCAAGGACAUGGUGAAGCCGCCCUAUUCGUACAUCGCGCUCAUCGCGAUGGCGAUUCAGAACGCGCCCGACAAGAAGAUCACGCUCAACGGUAUCUACCAGUUCAUCAUGGAGCGCUUCCCCUAUUAUCGCGAGAACAAGCAGGGCUGGCAGAACUCCAUUCGGCACAACCUCAGCCUGAACGAGUGCUUCGUCAAGGUGCCGCGGGACGACAAGAAACCCGGCAAGGGUAGCUACUGGUCCCUCGACCCCGACAGCUACAACAUGUUCGACAACGGCUCGUACCUGAGGCGACGGCGACGCUUCAAGAAGAAGGACGCGCUGAAGGAGAAGGAGGAGGCGAUGAAGCGGCAGGGCCUGGUGGGCGAGAAGCGCGAGCAGGAGCACGGCAAAUCCGGCGGGCCGCCGUCGACGGACGCUCCGAAGAAGCUCGGCUCCCUCGAGACCACCGCCCUGUGCAAACCGAAGCGCGAGCCGGUCAACGAUCACGCCGCCGCCGGCAAUCACUGCAUGGCGGUGCAAGCCAAGUACGGGUUGCACAGUCCGAUACAGCCGGAGAGCAAAGCCACCGGUCAGAGCGUCAUUCAGACCGUUCUCGGCCAUCAGGCGCACCAGGUGCACCAAGAGCCCAUACAGGACGUGUCGAUGGGCCUGGACCCGACCAGCUUCAGCGUCGACGCUCUCAUGACCACGCGGGAGAACACCGGGCUGAUGACUCGGGACAAUCAGCAUCACCCGCACGCUCUCCAGCACCCUCACUCCAUCAUGAGCGGCAGCAGCAGGGAGUCGAUGGUCAGUUCCGGCAGCAGAGACCUGUCCUCCGUCUGCACCACCACAACCACCACCACGGCCGCGGUCGCUGCGAUGAUGGCCACCACGGGCUACGGACACUCGAGCAGCGUCUCCAGGGGCAACGCUUCGCCGCCCGGCACCAUGUACGCGCCGUAUUGCACGCCGACCGCCGGAUACAUCAUGGACCAUGCCGAGUAUAAUUCGAGGAACCACAACAACGCGGUCGGCCACUCGCAGUGGUACCAAGACGCCGCCAGCCCCGACACGGCCAUCUACCAGGACACCCAGUCCCCGAGCUGCCAGCUUUAUAGAUCCAGUCCGCCGACGCCGCUUUCGACGGGCGCGGCACCGUCCCCGCCGCUGUACCAUAGAUACUACCAAGACUGCAACGCCGUCAACACCAGUGGCAAUCUACCAAUCACAUUGCACAAGUACUGAGAAUAUCGAAAUUCAAGGUCCCAUCAGCGGGACCUUGAAGAACCUCACGGCGAUCACUACGACCCGAGCUUGGUUUACGUGAAGCAGGAAUGGAUCCCUUCGACGGACGAGCUCGCCAAGGAGUGGAACUAAACACAUCCGGUAACCACCGUCGUGGACUCGCCUUGCGGAAAAUCCUCGGUAGAUUGACGAGUUUAGUUGCACGAAGGGUACAACUAUCGAGAUUUCCCGGCGAGGUACGCCACUUCUUCACUGGGAGUGACGAUACGUGCAACGAUCCAAUUUCUGUACAUAUUUCAGCCAAAUGGCUGUUUUUGUGAUUGUUAGUGAUUACGGAGAUUGGCAGGGUAAUGUACCAAUUCAAUGAUUCGAUAGUCCGUAUACAGACAGGAAGUCGUUUCUACCGUGAAAAUAGUAUACGCGCGAAUCGCAGUUUCCUUCUCCGAGCGAGGAAGAGAGGGAUGAUUCACCGCUCUCGAUCAACAACAUCGUAAAUUCCAGAUCCUCCUUAUCUUACUCUCGAAUUGAAUGAAUGAGAGAGAGAAGUCUCGAGGAAAUAUAUAAAUUUCAACACGAUCGUUUUCACCUGCGCAAAUAUCGCGCGAGUCUGUCACUGACCUACGUGAACUUUUUUUCGGCCAUCGUUUUCGGGCGCAUCUGUGCAAACCGUCGUAAAUUGCACGCGAAAAUAUCGGCGCGUCUCUGUUUGCCAAUCGUCUGCUUCCGACCGGUAUAUAUAAGGACGAAUCAAAGUCGUCGUCGCGUCGAUCGUCCAGAUGAGAUUUUUCACGGCGUUUCACGAUGCGCGGCAGAGGAGUCGGCGAAAAUAUGUUUUCGCUAUCCUUGGAAACGCGUGAAAAAAUCAUUGUUUGUUCGCGCGCUAUCGACGGCGUGCGUUUCAGCAUUUCCCGAUCGAAGUGCUCUUUUCGCGGCGGUCAUUAUGCCGUGUCUUCGAAUUUUCCUUAUUUAACGCGACGUCGUGUAUAUGUAUAUAGCGAGUAAGCGAGCUGCUUGGGGAAUAAACGGAUGUUUUAUUCAUUCAGAUUGUUAAAUAGAGCCGGUUUGGCCUUUUAAUAACAGCGUGUCGCAAUCGUGUCCCCGUAAUAGCGAAACUCACGUGAUCGUUUCUAUACAUAGCAGGCAAUAAUAUUUAUUUAAAAAAUUACUUUAGGACGUUAUGAGCGACUCGGUAAGACACGUUUGUGCGUUGUUUCCGUAUAUUGAUCGCAAAUUGCUUCAAGCAAGGAAGAAGCGGCUUUCAUCGGUAAACGGUGGCAUUUUCAACGUUACGACUUUCAAGCGUCUCGGUAGUGGCGCGAUAGUAAAAUUUAUCUAAUAAUAUGUGUGUGUGAGGGUAUGUGUGUAUGUGUGUGCGCGCGCGCACACAUUAUGAGAGAGGCGACUGUGUUCUCGAGUUUUGAGUGUCGACGGCCGUAAAUUUGCGCCACUUUAGUUUUUCCGUCUCUGAAGAUGACGUGGAAAAGAUCGGGAGGAUUUCACAGGACGACAGUUUGUCGGUGAGACAUUACGCAAGGGAGAUACGUAAAAAAAAUGUUGUAAAAAGGAGUAAUAAUUUUAGCGAUUAAUGGGUUAUCGUGCUUUCUUUGCACUUUCUCCUCGUGCAUUUAUCCGUCGUUAUCGUGUCGUUCCUCGCGCCGGGGAUUCGCGGCGUUCUCGUCUCGAGAAAGCUGAGAUAAUAUAUAUAUACAUAUAUAUAUAUAUAUAUAUAUUUAUCGAUCAUAAACGGAUCAUGUGAAUAAUUAGCGUUUAAUGCCAAUCGAUCGUAACGUAUGUAGGUGAACAGA